UCAAACUUAACUCAGCCGUUUGACGCUGAACGUCGUUGAUGCGUAUUUACGCGCUGCAUUUCUGGCGGUUCAUUUCAGAAAUACUUGCGGCCACGUUCACUGUUUCAUUUCAAAUGUGUAUCCUUACAAGCUCGGCUUCAUCACAGUAAUGAACUCUAGUAUUAUUGCCUGUAACAAACACAUCAAAACAGUGAUUCUGUUUCUGCCAUUUGUGCGUAAAAUGAAACGCUUUCCCUGUUAUGUGAGUUAGAGGACAGUGGAGCAUGCAGCCUCACUCUCAUGCUUAUGACAGAAAACAUCUGCGCAGUAAUUUUGCGCCAAUAAUUCGUCAUGGCCACAUUUGAAUAUGCUACUGCAAACUCACAGCAGGGAAGAAGCCAUGAAAUCAGCUCAGGGUCUAGCAGCUCUGAUACAAACUGAGCGCACUGUGAUGGCAGCAGCAGGAGAGCAGGCCUGCUUAAACUGUAAGCUGCUGAAAUCUAAACAAGUCCAUCAAGUCACCUGGCAGAAAGUGUUACCUGAUGGAGAGAGGAAUGUUGCCACCUACAACAUAUACUCUGGUCAAAGAGUGAAUGCAGGUUAUAAAGGUAAAGUGCAGUUUAAAUAUGUUGGGCUGCAGAACAGCUCCAUAGUGAUCCAGGACGUGACCGAGCAGGAUGAAGGAUGCUAUCGCUGCUUGUUCAACACCUGGCCUGAUGGUGCUCUCAUCUGUUCAACCUGCCUUAAACUCUACGAGCUGCACGAACCCGUUCUCCACUUCAGAGAGUCAAACGUCUCUCAGGGGGUCAUCGUGUCCUGCUCUGCCACAGCUCGACCAACUCCCACUGUCACGUUAAGAGUCCUGCAUCAUGAACUCAAGUCCUCCAUCCACAAAUACAGCAACGACAAUGGUACAGUCACUGUCAUUGCCACGGCUGUGCUGCCGCAUCGCAAUGUCAACAACACGGAGGUUGAAUGUGAAGUUCAUGUGCCACUGGUUGAUCCAAAAAAGGUGGUUAUGCCGAUUCCUGAGGUCAAACUGGCCUCUGGUGAUGGUCCUGAGCGUCAAACUGGAUCUGAGGACAUUGAUCUUACUUGGGUCAUACCGGUUGUUUUGGUCUUCCUUUUGAUAGUUUUGUGCUCCGUUUUGUUCUCAGUUUAUUUGUUCUGGAAACGAAAACAACUGAACAGGCCUGCACACAAGGACCCUGAGGUGAUCAAAACACCGGCAAAACCAGCUGAACCCGAGAUUAGAUCACCUCUCCUCCAGGAACUGGACGAGCAGUCAGGUCCUCGACUCCGGACAUCUACUGUGAAAAAGGGGAAAACCAAGGACCCCAGUGUGACACCUCCAGAAAGGAGCUGUAGACGACCUCUCUUCAAUGACAAGAAGUCACCGUAACGCUUGGUGAAAAAUGAAGAAGUUGGACCGAGACAUAACUGUAGGACUCAUGACUGUGACUCCAGCAGAGAUGCGCUUCUGUAUCUAGAUGAAGCGUUAGAAUCAAUCCAUUCAGACACAGCUCGUUUAUGCUUUUCUAAUUCUUUAGGAAAUAGAGUCAUAAUUGAUGCUGCUACAUUAAUCUUCAAUAUAUAUGUCUCCAUUCAGAAGACAUCUAAAAAGAGAUGAUGUAAAUACUUGUGAUUUUGUAGCAUAUGUUAAUAAAAAAAAGAUGUUUCCAGCCA
Notolabrus celidotus (New Zealand spotty) is the source of this 1665-nucleotide messenger RNA. Its product is annotated as OX-2 membrane glycoprotein-like. The transcript has 7 exons. NCBI's taxonomy places the organism in Eukaryota, Metazoa, Chordata, Actinopteri, Labriformes, Labridae. The coding region runs from base 347 to 1381 and encodes 344 amino acids. The record is from RefSeq and is a predicted model, not a curated record. Gene Ontology annotation, molecular function: cell-cell adhesion mediator activity.